AUGUUUGGGCUGGACCAAUUCGAGCCCCAGAUCAACAGCAGGAACGCUGGCCAGGGCGAGAGGAACUUUAACGAGACCGGACUGAGCAUGAAUGCCCACUUUAAAGCUCCUGCUUUUCACACGGGGGGGCCCCCUGGCCCCGUGGACCCUGCCAUGAGCGCGCUGGGCGAGCCCCCGAUCUUGGGCAUGAACAUGGAGCCAUACGGUUUCCACGCGCGGGGCCACUCGGAGUUGCACGCAGGGGGGCUGCAGGCGCAGCCCGUGCACGGCUUCUUCGGCGGUCAGCAGCCUCACCAUGGUCACCCGGGAGGCCACCACCCCCACCAGCAUCACCCCCACUUCGGGGGCAACUUCGGCGGCCCGGACCCGGGGGCCUCGUGCCUGCACGGGGGUCGCCUGCUUGGCUACGGAGGCGCGGCCGGCGGCCUGGGCAGCCAGCCGCCCUUCGCUGAGGGCUAUGAGCACAUGGCGGAGAGCCAGGGGCCGGAGAGCUUCGGCCCGCAGCGACCUGGAAACCUCCCGGACUUCCACAGUUCAGGUGCCUCGGGCCACGCCGUGCCUGCCCCAUGCCUGCCGCUGGACCAGAGCCCUAACCGGGCCGCAUCUUUCCACGGCCUGCCCGCCUCCAGCGGCUCCGAUUCCCACAGUCUGGAGCCCCGGAGGGUGACGAACCAAGGAACCGUCGACUCCCUGGAAUACAAUUACGCGGGCGAGGCGCCCUCGGGACAUUUUGACAUGUUUUCGCCCUCCGACUCCGAGGGGCAGCUGCCUCAUUAUGCAGCGGGUCGUCAGGUUCCCGGGGGCGCUUUCCCGGCUGCCUCAGCGAUGCCCAGAGCCGCGGGCAUGGUGGGCUUGUCCAAAAUGCACGCCCAGCCACCGCAGCCGCCACCGCAGCCGCCACCGCAGCAGCAACAGCAGCAUGGCGUGUUCUUCGAGAGGUUUGGCGGGGCCCGGAAGAUGCCUGUGGGUCUGGAGCCCGGGGUAGGCUCUAGGCACCCGUUAAUGCAGCCUCCCCAGCAGGCCCCGCCACCCCCCCAGCAGCAGCCCCCGCAGCAACCGCAACAGCAGCAGCAGCCUCCGCCACCCGGGCUUCUGGUCCGACAAAAUUCCUGCCCGCCUGCUCUCCCGCGGCCCCAGCAGGGCGAGGCUGGCACGCCCAGCGGAGGCCUGCAGGACGGGGGUCCCAUGCUGCCCAGCCAGCACGCGCAGUUCGAGUAUCCCAUCCACCGGCUGGAGAACCGGAGCAUGCACCCUUAUUCCGAGCCUGUUUUCAACAUGCAGCAUCCCCCUCCGCAGCAGGCGCCCAACCAGCGGCUGCAGCAUUUCGACGCGCCCCACUACAUGAACAUGGCCAAGAGGCCGCGCUUCGACUUCCCAGGCAGCGCAGGAGUGGACCGCUGUGCUUCGUGGAAUGGUAGCAUGCACAACGGCGCUCUGGAAAACCACCUCUCGCCCUCCGCCUACCCGGGCCUCCCCGGCGAGUUCACCCCUCCUGUGCCCGACAGCUUCCCCUCCGGGCCUCCCUUGCAGCACCCAGCCCCCCCGGACCACCAGUCCCUGCAGCAGCAGCAGCAGCAGCAGCAACAGCAACAGCAGCAACAGCAGCAGCAGCAGCAGCAGCAGCAGCAACAGCAACAGCAACAGCAGCAGCAGCAACAGCGCCAAAAUGCGGCCCUCAUGAUUAAACAGAUGGCUUCGCGGAAUCAGCAGCAGCGGCUGCGCCAACCCAGCCUGGCCCAGCUAGGCCACCCAGGGGACGUGGGCCAGGGUGGCCUAGUCCACGGCGGUCCGGUGGGUGGCUUGGCUCAGCCGAACUUUGAGCGCGAAGGCGGCAGCGCGGGUACGGGGCGCCUGGGCACCUUUGAGCAGCAGGCGCCGCACUUGGCACAGGAGAGCGCGUGGUUCCCAGGCCCACACCCGCCGCCAGGAGACCUGCUGCCCCGCAGGAUGGGUGGUUCCGGCCUGCCCACUGACUGUGGUCCGCAUGACCCCAGCCUGGCGCCUCCCCCUCCGCCCGGGGGCUCUGGCGUGUUGUUCCGGGGCCCUCUGCAGGAGCCGCUGAGGAUGCCCGGGGAGGGCCACGUGCCGGCGCUGUCCUCGCCGGGCCUCCAGUUCGGGGGCAGCCUGGCUGGCCUGGGCCAGUUGCAGUCGCCUGGGGCCGGGGUGGGGCUGCCCAGCGCUCCCUCGGAUCGCCGGCCCCCGCCGCCGGACUUCGCUGCGCCAGCCCUUGGGGGCCAGCCGGGCUUUCCGUUUGGCCCAGGGAGCCGGCAGGCCACUCCGCACAGCGGUCCGGGCGUGAACUCACCCCCAAACGCAGGCGGGGGCGGCGGCAGCUCUGGCGGCGGCGGCGGGGGCGCUUACCCGCAGCAGCCGGAUUUCCAGCCCAGCCAGCGCACCUCGGCCAGCAAGCUGGGCGCGCUCUCUUUGGGCUCCUUCAAUAAACCCAGCUCCAAGGACAACCUGUUUGGCCAAAGCUGCCUGGCUGCGCUCUCCACGGCUUGCCAGAACAUGAUCGCCAGCCUCGGGGCCCCCAACCUCAACGUGACCUUCAACAAGAAGAACCCACCCGAGGGCAAGAGGAAACUGAGCCAGAACGAGGCCGACGGCACGGCUGUGGCCGGCAACCCGGGCUCGGAUUACUUCCCGGGGGGGACUGCUCCUGGGGCCCCAGGACCCGGAGGCCCAUCGGGGACCAGUAGCAGCGGCUCCAAAGCCUCGGGGCCGCCAAACCCGCCCAGCCAGGGGGACGGCACCAGCCUCUCUCCCAACUACACCCUAGAAUCAACCUCGGGGAACGACGGCAAGCCGGUCCCCGGGGGAGGUGGCCGGGGACGGGGUCGCAGAAAAAGGGACAGUGGUCACGUGAGUCCUGGGACCUUCUUCGACAAGUACUCAGCGGCUCCGGACAGCGGGGGCGCGCCUGGGGUGAGCCCAGGACAGCAGCAGGCUCCAGGCGCGGCCGUCGGGGGAAGCUCUGUGAGCGACACGCGCGGGGCGCCCACGCCCCACGAGAAGGCACUUACGUCGCCGUCGUGGGGGAAGGGGGCGGAGUUGCUUCUGGGGGACCAGCAGGACCUCAUGGCGUCCCUGGACGGUGGGGCCAAAUCGGACGGUAGUUCACCGCACGUGGGUGAGUUCGCCUCGGACGAGGUGAGCACGAGCUAUGCCAACGAGGACGAAGUGUCGUCCAGUUCCGACAACCCCCCGGCCCUGGCCAAAGCCAGCAGGAGUCCCCUGGUGACCGGCUCGCCCAAACUCCCUCCUCGAGGGGUGGGCGCUGGGGAACACGGACCCAAGGCGCCCCCGCCCCCACUCGGCCUGGGUAUCAUGUCUACCUCUUCCUCGACCCCCGACAGCUACGGCGGGGGCACUGGCCAUCCGGGCACGCCGGGCCUGGAGCAGGUCCGGACCCCCACGAGCAGCAGCGGUGCGCCCCCACCCGACGAGAUCCACCCCCUGGAGAUCCUCCAGGCGCAGAUCCAGCUACAGAGGCAGCAGUUCAGCAUCUCCGAGGACCAGCCCCUGGGGCUUAAGGGUGGCAAGAAGGGCGAGUGUGCCGUCGGGGCCUCAGGUGGGCAGAAUGGAGACAGCGAGCUGGGCAGCUGCUGCUCCGAGGCCGUCAAGAGCGCCAUGAGCACCAUCGACCUGGACUCACUGAUGGCAGAGCACAGCGCCACCUGGUACAUGCCAGCUGAAAAGACCCUGGUGGACGGCGCGGACGAGGAUAAGACGCUGGCGCCCUGGGAGAAGGCCAAACCCCAGAACCCCAACAGCAAAGAAGCCCACGACGCCAUCAGCAAGGCCUCGGCCCAGCCCGGCAGCCACUUGCAGUGCCUGUCCGUCCACUGCACAGACGACGUGGGGGACGCCAAGGCCCGCGCCUCCGUGCCCACCUGGCGGUCCCUGCACUCCGACAUCUCCAACCGAUUCGGGACAUUCGUGGCCGCCCUCACUUGA
Marmota flaviventris (yellow-bellied marmot) is the source of this 3957-nucleotide messenger RNA. It is a transcript of the gene Mn1, whose product is annotated as MN1 proto-oncogene, transcriptional regulator. NCBI's taxonomy places the organism in Eukaryota, Metazoa, Chordata, Mammalia, Rodentia, Sciuridae. Gene Ontology annotation, biological process: regulation of DNA-templated transcription. The record is from RefSeq and is a predicted model, not a curated record.